This is a messenger RNA of Gordionus sp. m RMFG-2023, 993 nucleotides long. RefSeq lists its product as uncharacterized. The record is from RefSeq and is a predicted model, not a curated record. Bases 119 to 535 code for a protein of 138 amino acids. Lineage: Eukaryota; Metazoa; Nematomorpha; Gordioida; Chordodea; Parachordodidae. The transcript is spliced from 8 exons.
UUCAUAUUUCAACCGCAAUUUGAAAAUUUUGACCUGGCAACCCUAUACUAGUGAAUAUACAUGGUGCAUGCUACAACUCCUGGUGUGGUAAUGAAUGAAUGAAUUCUAAACUUAUACUAUGAAAAUUCAAACUGUCGCAGAAAACAUCGAUAAUUUACUUAAGCUUAGGAAAUUAAAAAUUAAAAAAACAAUAAAAAAUAAAGAUUACAUUGAAUAUUUGGGGUAUCAAUAUUUGCUGCACAAAUCUGGUAAAAGUGCUAUAUAUUACUAUUGCCGCAAAAGAUGUGGUGGCAGAGCAAAGCUCUUCAUUUAUUGUGAUUUUAGUAUAACUAAAAAUCAUUCAGAAACCUGUAAACCAAUUCAAAAUGCUUUACCUUUAUCAACUAAUAUUAUCCUAGAACAACUGAGUUCAAAUUUUCAAGAUGAUUCUCAAAAAGCUGGUCAUUCUCAGGAACAAUCUUUGACCCUUCCAAAUCAAGGUGAUACUCAAAGUCAAUCGGCUUACACAUCCCCUCUUUGCUCAUAUAUUUCCUGAUUUUCAAAAUGCUCCCAACAUAUCAAAUGAUUUCUAUACAUCUCCUCUUAAUUCAGAAAUAGAAAGUGAUUAUUAUUUAGAAAAUAUGUAAAAUUAUGUGAUUGCAGAAUCUUUUAUAGAUUUUAAUGAAAAUAGGCAUAUUUUUGUCGAGUCAACUUUUGUUAGCUAAUAGGGCAAACCAUUGCUCUUUUUUGAAAAUUUUCUCUACCAAUAUAAUGGUCUAUAUUGGUAUACAACUUAUUAUCAUUGUCUAAGAGCUGAAUGUAAAGUUACAUGUAAAUAUAUUCAGGAACACAAUAUCCAAAAUCCAUGAACACAUGUCUGACACAAACUUUAUUAAAGAAUUGCUUGAUAGUCGAGAUAUUAAAGAAAACAAGUUAUCAAUUUAAUAAUUUGUCACAACCAUCUUUAAAAUAACAAAAUGGUAACACAUUUGAUCCACAUUUUUUAUCACCAUA